GGCUCGUCUUACGUAGGUCUGGUCGGAGGCCAGGCUACUCAAACACAUGCCUGCUCACACACAGGCUCACUCAGAACAUUGUCAGACAGGCAGAGGACAGAGGGACAUUGCUACGUGGAAGAGGAGGAUAACGAGAGAAAAGAGAAGGAUAAGGAAGGGAAGAAACAAAGAGGAAAGACAUCAAGCAAGAGAGAUAGAGGAGCUGUGAUCCACGGUGACGCCAACCACCGCUUACCAGCUGUCCAACUCCGUCUGCAAGGCUUGUCUGCCUGUCUGUCUGUCUGUGCGCGUGCAAAGUGUGUGUCUCAGAUUAUCGCUGAAGUGAAUCACUGAAGAGAAUGUCCCCGAAAAAGAAGGCUUCUCGCCCCAAGGUGGAAGUUGUGGCAGAGCCGACAGAAAGUUUGGUGAAAUCACCUGAAAGCCCUGCCAUGUUGUCAUCGGAGGGUGUGGUCGUCUCCGAGGGUGUGAAGAAGCUGGAGGCGCCGCUGAACGUGGAGCACCUCAACCGCCUCAACGGCCUGCCCCUCCCACUUCCUUUCCCUCCUCCAAUCCUCCGGCCGGGAGAGAGGGGGCUGGGCAUCGGGAACGAGCUGACGCGCCCUCUCCACAGCGCUGCUAUGCUGGAGGAGCUGAGCCGCAUGCGCCAGGAACGCUUCCUCACCGACAUGGAGCUGGCCUGCAAGACCAAGGCCUUCGACGUGCACAAGCUGGUCAUUUCCUCGGUCAGCCAGUACCUGAGAGAGGUGCUGGCCAAAGACCCAACACUGAAACGCCUGGAGCUGCCCACACUUUCUCCUCUAGGUCUGGCUAAUGUGAUCACCUUCGCCUACCUGGGCCGCGUGCACAUGUCUCUGUACACGGUGGGCUGCACUCUGUGGGCCGCCAUGGUGCUGCGCAUCCCCCACCUGCUGCAGAUGUGCAGCGAUUUUCUCCUGGCCGAGCUCAGCAUGCAGACGUGCGUUUACAUCUGGAACAUCGCCACUGCCUACGGCCUGAACGCCGUGCGCGAGGCCUCCCGCCGCUACGCGCUGCAGAACUUCGCCCAGUUCGCCGAGACGCCCCAGUUCAACCAGCUCACCCUGGAGCAGAUCAUCUCCUUCCUGCAGGACGAUGCCCUCGUGCUGCCCUCAGAGAUCACCACCUUCCAGGUGGCUAUGAAGUGGCUGGACUUUGACCCUCAGCGUCAGGCCCAUGCGACUGAGGUUCUGUCCCACGUGCGCUUUGAGACCAUCCCGGCCAGCGAGCUGGUCAGCGAGGUUCAGCCCGUGGCCCGCAUGAUGCUGGACCCACAGUGCCACCGCCUGCUGGUGGACGCCAUGAACUACCACCUGCUGCCCCACCAGCAGAACCUGCUGCAGUCAAAGCGCACCGCUGUGCGUGGCAGCCAGGUGGCGCUGCUCACCAUCGGCGGACGACCAUCACUUACCGAGAGAACACUGAGCCGUGAGGUUCUGUGGAGAGACCCUCGUGACGGUGUGGCUUCCUGGCGUCACCUGACCCAGCUUCCUGCUAAGAGCUUUAACCAAUGUGUGGCCGUGAUGGACGGUUUCCUGUAUGUGGCCGGAGGAGAGGACCAGAACGAUGCUCGUAAUCAAGCCAAGCACGCCGUCAGCACCCUGAGCAGGUAUGACCCCCGCUUCAACACCUGGCUGCACCUGGCCAGCAUGCGCCAGAAGCGUACACACUUCAGCCUGGUGGCCACUGGGGGGCGUCUCUUCGCCAUCGGCGGCCGCAACACCGAGGGGCUGCUGGCCACGAUUGAGAGCUACACCCCCUCGACCAACACCUGGCAGAUCCGCACCCCCAUGGAGGCCCCCCGCUGUUGCCACGCCAGCGCUGUGAUGCCGUCCGGUGACAUCCUGGUCACCGGCGGCUACGUCAACUGCGCCUACACGCGCUCAGUGGCCGUCUACAGCGUGGACAGUGACAGCUGGCAGGAGGUGGCCCCCAUGGAGACGCCGCGCGGCUGGCACUGCAGCUCCACCCUGGAGGGCCGCAUAUACGUGGUGGGGGGCAGUCAGCUGGGGCCCGGCGGCGAGCGCGUGGACGUCCAGUCCGUGGAGGUCUACCAGCCCGAGGACGGCGCGUGGAGCCGCAUGGCACCGCUGCCGCUCGGCGUGAGCACCGCCGGACUCUCGGUCCUGGGCGGUCAGCUCUUCCUGCUGGGCGGCUGGAAUGAGGCCGAGAAGCGGUACAAGGCGGCCGUGCAACGCUACGACCCCAAGACCGACAGCUGGGCCUCCAGCGAAGAGCUGCCUGAGCCCACCGUGGGUGUGUCAUGCUGCGCUCUGGCCUUGCCCCCACGCCAUGCCUCCCGGCGCCACCGCAACACCCCAAACUCGCCGAACAACGCCUCAAUCAUCACUCCACCAAACACCUCAGUUAGCCACGAGGAGCAGCCUACAUCUGCUUGAAGAAAGGAGAGAGGAAGGAUAGAGAAAGGACAGAGGAGAAAAAGAGAGUAGUUGCAGAUAAGAACAGUAGAGAAGAGGAAGGGGGUGAGGGAGGAGAGAGAUCAGGUGAAAGGACGAAGAGAAGAGAGGACAGUCUGAGCAGGACAGGAAAUGAGGUUUGAGGUGUUCUUGAGUACGGAGGAAUCAAAUCAGGGCCCACGCCAUUAAAGAAUGUGAAAUGCAUUCAGUGUGUACAACAUGAGUACAUGAAAAUCUGUGAUGUAGCCACGUCUGAGUGCGUCUGAGUGUGAGUGUGUGUGUGUAGCUGGUGGAAGAGCUGACUGAACAUGUGCAUCUGAGUUUGUGUGAGUGAAUUUUAGCAUUUGAGCCACAAUGUUCUUUGACAAAAAUGAUAUCAUCUUUGCACUUCUUGCCCCAGAGUAUAGAAUGUAAGGGAAUUAUCUCUGCAAAGGACAUCAAUAACCGAAGAUUUCAUAUAUUUAAAUAUAUAUCAUAUAUCAUUAUAUACAGUGCUUAUUCUUAUCCUAUGUAAUAGGCUAAAAUAUUUCUCAAAAUAGUUUAGCUCAAUACUUGACAAAAUGUUUAAUAAAAAAAAAAAAAAAACAUU
Alosa alosa (allis shad) is the source of this 3021-nucleotide messenger RNA. RefSeq names its product kelch-like family member 43 (gene klhl43). The transcript is spliced from 6 exons. Gene Ontology annotation, cellular component: nucleus; cytoplasm. NCBI's taxonomy places the organism in Eukaryota, Metazoa, Chordata, Actinopteri, Clupeiformes, Clupeidae. The record is from RefSeq and is a predicted model, not a curated record. Bases 339 to 2414 code for a protein of 691 amino acids. Gene Ontology annotation, molecular function: protein binding.